Molecule: messenger RNA, 1068 nt
Organism: Procambarus clarkii (red swamp crayfish)
Lineage: Eukaryota; Metazoa; Arthropoda; Malacostraca; Decapoda; Cambaridae
Source: RefSeq, a predicted model, not a curated record
AUGGCGGAUUUUAAUACAUUAACCGAUCCUGUAUUACCCGGCCUGUGCAUUACCCAUCAUGCCUCCUGUUACGUGUUCCUGCUAGCUACAGGAGCAGGCUCCGGCUGGCCACACGAGCAGGUUCCGGCUGGCUACAGGAGCAGGCUCCGGCUGGCCACACGAGCAGGUUCCGGCUGGCUACAGGAGCAGGCUCCGACUGGCCACAUGAGCAGGCUCCGGCUGGCUACAGGAGCAGGCUCCUGCUGGCUACAGGAGCAGGCUCCGGCUGGCUACAGGAGCAGGCUCCUGCUGGCUACAGGAGCAGGCUCCUGCUGGCUACAGGAGCAGGCUCCUGCUGGCUACAGGAGCAGGCUCCGGCUGGCUACAGGAGCAGGCUCCGGCUGGCUACAGGAGCAGGCUCCGGCUGGCCACACGAGCAGGCUCCGGCUGGCCACAGGAGCAGGCUCCGGCUGGCUACAGGAGCAGGCUCCGGCUGGCCACAGGAGCAGGCUCCGGCUGGCCACAGGAGCAGGCUCCGGCUGGCUACAGGAGCAGGCUCCGGCUGGCCACACGAGCAGGUUCCGGCUGGCUACAGGAGCAGGCUCCGACUGGCCACAUGAGCAGGCUCCGGCUGGCUACAGGAGCAGGCUCCUGCUGGCUACAGGAGCAGGCUCCGGCUGGCUACAGGAGCAGGCUCCGGCUGGCUACAGGAGCAGGCUCCGGCUGGCUACAGGAGCAGGCUCCGGCUGGCUACAGGAGCAGGCUCCUGCUGGCUACAGGAGCAGGCUCCGGCUGGCCACAGGAGCAGGCUCCGGCUGGCUACAGGAGCAGGCUCCGAAUGGCCACAGGAGCAGGCUCCGGCUGGCUACAGGAGCAGGCUCCGGCUGGCCACAGGAGCAGGCUCCGGCUGGCUACAGGAGCAGGCUCCUGCUGGCUACAGGAGCAGGCUCCGGCUGGCUACAGGAGCAGGCUCCGACUGGCUACAGGAGCAGCUCCGGCUGGCCACAGGAGCAGGCUCCGGCUGGCCACAGGAGCGGCCAAUUAUAUUCGCCACCUAUCAAAUUCAUGGAUUCCUGUUUAAAAUCUUGA